UUUUCGCCCAGUGAAAGCACCAAAACAUCUCGAUGAAGCAAUCUACAGUUGCGCUCCUUGGAGUCGGCAUGCUGGGCGGCGCCGCUGCUUUGCCCGCAGGACAGCUUGCCAACGGCCCUCAGGACGCAGCCUCCAUGCAUAACCUCCAGGCGCGCCAAGUUGCCGGGACCAAUGAGCAAGGCAUCGUGCCACCGGUCACCGAUUACGUGUUUGGCUCUCCUCCAGUUAUACCUUAUCCUACUUGGGGCAUGUUUGCUCCGGGAACCGAGUUCAAUGCUGAUGCAUUCGCCGCUGCGUUCCUUGAAGUUGGCGGUCUGCCAUCGUCAACUUCAACUACGGUUUCUGAGGCUUCUGUGACUCCAGCAGCCAGUCCCAUCCCUGCGGUGGCCACUGCUGGAACCUCAAUCUCGACUCCAGCGGCUUCUGCAGCGACCUCUGCUGUUUCAAGGGCUACUCCUGCCUAG
Messenger RNA from Aspergillus nidulans FGSC A4, 464 nucleotides. RefSeq lists its product as uncharacterized. The record is from RefSeq and is a predicted model, not a curated record. Bases 33 to 464 code for a protein of 143 amino acids. NCBI's taxonomy places the organism in Eukaryota, Fungi, Ascomycota, Eurotiomycetes, Eurotiales, Aspergillaceae. The transcript is spliced from 2 exons.